GAACGCGUGACCACGUGUCUCCUACCGGCUGCACCAUUCAUAACUUUUCACUGUGGAACCAGUCGGGCUCGGGUGUCCACGGAGCAAGAUGGCGACGCGGUGGGGAGCAGGCGAGGAGACUUUAACUGCGUGCAAUAUGGACUUUUUUUCAUUAAAUACACUAGCUGACACUACUGAGUUGACCUCUGAAGAAUCUCUGGAGGCUCUGAAUAGCUGCUUGGACUCUACCUCUAUUCUGUCUCUUUUUGAUGAGAACCCCUCAAUAGAGAGUAAAUCACUAGAUGACGAGAGCGAAGCCACACUGUUGACCGCCCUGACAGAGAUCCUGGAUAAUGUGGAUGAUGAAAACCUGUCCCCAUUUGACACACUGCCUGACUCAGACCUGCUGUCAGGUCAGAAGGGCAGGGAAGUCUCUCCGCUACGGAGACUGCUGUGCUUGUCCAGGUCACCCCAGGAGAAGGAGUCGCCAUUUUCUUCAAGACCAUUACCUGGAAAGAGUAUCUCAAGGAAACAGAAUUCUGUCCAAAGAAGUGAUGGUGAGGAAGAAGACGACGGCUCGCUCACUGCUAGCCCGCUUCGGCAGGAAUCUCCGUUAGCCCACAAUGAUCUAGAAUGGGACGAAUUGACUCUACCACUGUCCAUAAACCUCGAUCAGGAGAAUUUUGAUGGACUUUCCCUGAACCUGGGGGACAUCGUCAGACACAUGCAUCCGUACUGUAUGACCAUCUGUCUGGAGGAUGAUGAGGGGGAGCAGAUGUUGCCUGAAGGGGGCAUCUUACUGGAGGUUGUGGAUCAGGGGGAAAAUGGGGAGCCUAUUGUGGCCAUCCCAGAUUUGAACCUGCACAUUGCUCCUUCUCUUGAAGACUCAUGCUCUACGAAUGAGCAGAAAAUAUCAGAGGAAGAAGACAGUUCAGAGCAUAUAGUUGUUGACGAUGAGGAGGAUGACUUCUUGCUUGAAGUUUCAGAGAAGCGUGGAACCACAAUAGAUGAAAUGGUCAGUGAAGGGAAGAGAGAGGAGGUAAAAGGGAAGAGACACUCUCAUAGAAAAAAGAAAAAGAAGUCAAAGAAAGAGAGCAACUCUGGAAAAGUGGAGAAAAGAGUCUUGAGGAGCUCGUCUGGAAAACCUGUACAAAAAGUAUUGCCUGAGAAACUUGAAAAAACUCCAGUCUUGACAGAAGAAAAAGUUGAGACUGCAACUAUUUCCUCUUUGAAACUUGAGAAAAGUAGUGGUGCUCCAACAGGAACCCUGUCUGAAACACAAAUUAAACGUGUCUCAUCUAUGUCAAAGAGGAAGGACUCGGUUUCAUGUGCUCCAGUCCCAGAGAGAGCCUGCACUUUAGCAGCUGUAGUACCCUCUGAGAUGCAAAGAGACAAUGACCCCAGACAGCGUGAAAGUAAUGUAAUGGCUGCAGCUUCUGUUAAGUCCACAGUAGUGCAGUCAGAAUCAGCAGCUGAGCCCGUUGCCCCUGUCCCUCCCGAACCAAAGCCCAAGUCCCUCAGUUUGGCUGAGUACCGUCAGCUUAGACAGCAGAAGAAGCCCGUGCCUGUAGAGAAACAGGAAGACCACAGCACCAAAUGGCCAAAGCUACCUGAGCUCCCCCGAGAACUGCCCCCCAUUCCCUGUCUGCCUGAUCCCAGCCCCAAGGGCCCACAAGCUGCAAAAAAGGACUUGGAUGAGAUCAAACCUGCUUGGCAGCCAAGGGGACCAGGGGCACCACCCACCCCAGAGGCUCUCUUGGCACCACCAGCCUACAUGGCCUCCUCUAACAAAGUUUCGUCAACCACUGUUUCGAAACCUCAGCAGAGAAUGGACCCUGAAAUAAGGUUGACUCCUAAAUCUGCAUCAAUCCAGAACAACUCUGCUACUGAGCCUUCUUUGGAGAAAGUCCAUGCGACAUCUCAGCUAACCACUUCAACCAAAUUGUCUGACCCAACAAGCCAUGCCAGUCCCUCGCCAAAAGACCCGCCUCUGCUUGUCCCUGCGAGAGACAUUAAAGGUGCAUCGUGUUCAGAAAAUGGCGUCAAGAUUGUGCCUAGAGCCGUGCCCGUGUUUACAAAGCCUGUGGAGACGAGUCAAACCUCCACGGCGGCGUCCGCUUCGCUCACACCGCUGAAUGUGUCGGAGGUCACUGCUGCUAAAUCAACAAGUGAACUCUGUGGGUCCUCUCCUCUUAAUAAUGCCCCUGCCCAGCCCAGCACCACUUGCCCUGCCCCUAGCGUGGUCUCACCAAUUGAGAGGGCACAAUCUGCCUUGUCUGAAAAGAAGGCAAAACCCAUAUCGGUACCAGUGAAGGCACAGAACAGAAAGGACCCAACGCAGGAGCUGAUUGAGUCUUUUACCACAGAGAUUGGUAUUGAAGCUGCUGAUCUGACAAGCCUGUUGGAGCAGUUUGAGGAAACCCAAGCCAAAGAGGAGAAAUGUGUGCCGGAGGUCUCUGGUAGAGCAGCAGCUGUAGGAAACUCCAGGGAUGCUGUUGUGGUUCGAACGGCUGCUGAGCGUGUGAAAGCCAGUGAUGUUGCCAGUACUGCAGCUCUUACACCUCCAGCCACUCCUCCACACCAGAUGUGGAAACCUCUGGUCCCGGUCACCCUAUUGGGAAAAGAUCGAACAUCAGAGUCCUCAAAAUCAAAAGUCAUUCAAAUCGAAGCCCGCCCUCUACCCGGGAGCCGCUUUAAACUGAAGACUCCUGCUGCUCCAGCUGUUUCACCUGCAGUCGCCUGUCAGGACCACGACUACUGUCUUCCUGACAAAGAGCUCUCCAGUGCAUUGGAAGAAAAACGUUGGAAUGUAAAACGGCAAACCUCUAUCACCAUCAAAGCCAUUAAGGAGCCUAAUGUGGAAGCUUCACAUACACCGAGAUCCCCUCUCCAGUCUGCCGCCAAUACUAGAGCGAUGACUAAAGAGCCAUCACGGUCAGAACCCCUGGAUCACAGGACUGAUGAACCAGAGAGCUCUUCAGUUUUAGAGACACCUGAUGCAUCGCCAGUGAGGCAGGAGAACAUGGCACCUGAAUUAAAGUCCAACAGCCAGCGCAGAGGACCGUGUGGUAGAUCUUACCGCUGGCACACUGCUUCUCGCUCACCCAGCCCCAUUGAGAGGUCUGUGGGCCAUUCCAGGAAAAGGCCCCAGCACUCCUCCAGUCCUGUGGUCUCUGACUCAGACUCUGAUUCUUCUCGAUCCAGAUCUCGUUCUCCAGCUAGAAAGAGGUAUCGCUCCCACAGCUCCCGAAGCAGCUCCAGCUCUUCAUCCCGAUCCUCCUCACGGUCCUGUUCCCCUCCCAGAAGAAGAAGAUACUCAUACUCGUCCUCCCGGUCUGGCUCUUGGAGUCGUUCUAGGUCAAGGUCGAGAUCUAGGUCCCCUCAAAGACGAACACAGUGGAAUAGGGGCAGAAGAAAUUACAGCCCUUCGUAUCGCAGUGGUUAUGGUUGCAAUGUGAAACCAAAUGCAGAGGAAGUGAAGAGGCGAAAGGAGAAGGCCAUUGAAGAGCGGCGGGUUGUUUACAUCGGCGGAAUUCGAGGGACGAUGACCCAAAGGGAGCUUCGAGAUCGUUUCUCUUAUUUUGGUGAAGUCGAGGAGUGCACACUGCAUUUUAGAGAUCAAGGGGACAACUAUGGCUUUGUUACUUAUUACAAAACCAACGAUGCAUUUGACGCCAUUGAGAAUGGAAACAAGCUGCGCAAAGCCGACGAGCUGCCGUUCGAUCUCUGCUUUGGUGGAAGAAGGCAAUUCUGCAAGAGCACUUAUGCUGAUUUGGAUUCUUGUAGAGAGUAUGAUCCGUUGCCGGGGAAGGCCAAGAACAAUGCACUAGACUUUGACACUUUACUGAAACAGGCGCAGCAGAAUCUGAAGAGGUAACAGGAGGCCUGUCGGAGGAAGCAGCUGACUCUUACCUCAGAGCCCACGUCUGGCUCGUUUACAUGCAACACUUGUCACACAUGUAUUGUCUUGUUUUUGUUUACUUUUCUUUGGUGUAGUGUAUUUUGUUUCUGCAAGCUUACACCUUCUAUUGAAGUGAAUAUUUCUAAUGAAAUGGGUAAAAGUGGAAAAAAAGUGAAAUGUCACACAUAAUUUUUUAAAAGGUUUAUUUAAAUGUAAAGUCUAAUUUGAAUUGUUUUGAAAAUGAUUUUUAAAGGGGGUGAAGUGGAACUCCUCAAAUGUAUGACAUUUACAUGAAAAUAAAAUAAACAGAAGCACUCCUUGUUUCAUU
This is a messenger RNA of Synchiropus splendidus (mandarinfish), 4208 nucleotides long. RefSeq names its product PPARG related coactivator 1 (gene pprc1). The transcript has 14 exons. Gene Ontology annotation, cellular component: nucleus. The coding region runs from base 89 to 3856 and encodes 1255 amino acids. Gene Ontology annotation, biological process: positive regulation of transcription by RNA polymerase II. Gene Ontology annotation, molecular function: RNA binding; transcription factor binding. NCBI's taxonomy places the organism in Eukaryota, Metazoa, Chordata, Actinopteri, Syngnathiformes, Callionymidae. The record is from RefSeq and is a predicted model, not a curated record.